CCCCGGGUAAGGUAAUGCCAGGUUAGAUGAGCAGCUUUCAGGUUUCCCAGGGAGAGCUGAUUUUCGUCCCGCUGCUGUACCCCAGGGCCAGUUCAUGUUCGGCCAUGUGCCGUUGCUCGGCCUCGGGUUAGCUGAUAUUUGUCCCCGUUGUUCCCCUGGUUUGCAGUGUGUUUGUCCCGCUGUUGGUUUCCCAGGGUUAGAUCAUGUUCGUCCUUUCCCUGGCUGCGGUCUCGGGCUCAUAGAAUCGGAAGCUGCUGGGAAGCCGGUAAUACAGUGACCGAAUAGCGUGAGUGUGAGUGCGGCCUGGCUGAGUGUGAGUGGAGGUCGCUGUGUGCAGCCAGGCUGAGUGUGAGUGGAGGUCGCUGUGUGCAGCCAGGCUGAGUGUGAGUGGAGGUCGCUGUGUGUAUAUCCAGGCUGAGUGUGAGUGGAGGUCGCUGUGUGUAUAUCCAGGCUGAGUGUGAAUGGAGGUCGCUGUGCAGCCAGGCUGAAUAUGAGUACACUCCCUGUUGUAUUGCAUGUACAUUGAUACUGAGUGUGAGUGGAGGUCGCUGUGUGUAUAUCCAGGCUGAGUGUGAGUGGAGGUCGCUGUGCAGCCAGGCUGAAUAUGAGUACACUCCCUGUUGUAUUGCAUGUACAUUGAUACUGAGUGUGAGUGGAGGUCGCUGUGUGCAGCCAGGCUGAGUGUGAGUGGAGGUCGCUGUGUGUAUAUCCAGGCUGAGUGUGAAUACACUCCCUGUUGUAUGCCAUGUACAUUGAUACUGAGUGUGAGUGGAGGUCGCUGUGUGUAUAUCCAGGCUGAGUGUGAGUGGAGGUCGCUGUGUGCAGCCAGGCUGAGUGUGAGUGGAGGUCGCUGUGUGCAGCCAGGCUGAGUGUGAGUGGAGGUCGCUGUGUGUAUAUCCAGGCUGAGUGUGAAUACACUCCCUGUUGUAUGCCAUGUACAUUGAUACUGAGUGUGAGUGGAGGUCGCUGUGUGUAUAUCCAGGCUGAGUGUGAGUGGAGGUCGCUGUGCAGCCAGGCUGAAUAUGAGUACACUCCCUGUUGUAUUGCAUGUACAUUGAUACUGAGUGUGAGUGGAGGUCGCUGUGUGUAUAUCCAGGCUGAGUGUGAAUACACUCCCUGUUGUAUGCCAUGUACAUUGAUACUGAGUGUGAGUGGAGGUCGCUGUGUGUAUAUCCAGGCUGAGUGUGAGUGGAGGUCGCUGUGCAGCCAGGCUGAAUAUGAGUACACUCCCUGUUGUAUUGCAUGUACAUUGAUACUGAGUGUGAGUGGAGGUCGCUGUGUGUAUAUCCAGGCUGAGUGUGAAUACACUCCCUGUUGUAUGCCAUGUACAUUGAUACUGAGUGUGAGUGUGAGGUCGCUGUGUGUAUAUCCAGGCUGAGUGUGAGUGGAGGUCGCUGUGUGCAGCCAGGCUGAGUGUGAGUGGAGGUCGCUGUGUGUAUAUCCAGGCUGAGUGUGAAUACACUCCCUGCAUGUACAUGAUACUGAGUGUGAGUGGAGGUCGCUGUGUGUAUAUCCAGGCUGAGUGUGAGUGGAGGUCGCUGUGCAGCCAGGCUGAAUAUGAGUACACUCCCUGUUGUAUUGCAUGUACAUUGAUACUGAGUGUGAGUGGAGGUCGCUGUGUGUAUAUCCAGGCUGAGUGUGAGUGGAGGUCGCUGUGCAGCCAGGCUGAAUAUGAGUACACUCCCUGUUGUAUUGCAUGUACAUUGAUACUGAGUGUGAGUGGAGGUCGCUGUGUGCAGCCAGGCUGAGUGUGAGUGGAGGUCGCUGUGUGUAUAUCCAGGCUGAGUGUGAAUACACUCCCUGUUGUAUGCCAUGUACAUUGAUACUGAGUGUGAGUGGAGGUCGCUGUGUGCAGCCAGGCUGAGUGUGAGUGGAGGUCGCUGUGUGCAGCCAGGCUGAGUGUGAGUGGAGGUCGCUGUGUGCAGCCAGGCUGAGUGUGAGUGGAGGUCGCUGUGUGUAUAUCCAGGCUGAGUGUGAAUACACUCCCUGUUGUAUGCCAUGUACAUUGAUACUGAGUGUGAGUGGAGGUCGCUGUGUGUAUAUCCAGGCUGAGUGUGAGUGGAGGUCGCUGUGCAGCCAGGCUGAAUAUGAGUACACUCCCUGUUGUAUUGCAUGUACAUUGAUACUGAGUGUGAGUGGAGGUCGCUGUGUGUAUAUCCAGGCUGAGUGUGAAUACACUCCCUGUUGUAUGCCAUGUACAUUGAUACUGAGUGUGAGUGGAGGUCGCUGUGUGUAUAUCCAGGCUGAGUGUGAGUGGAGGUCGCUGUGUGCAGCCAGGCUGAGUGUGAGUGGAGGUCGCUGUGUGCAGCCAGGCUGAGUGUGAGUGGAGGUCGCUGUGUGUAUAUCCAGGCUGAGUGUGAAUACACUCCCUGUUGUAUGCCAUGUACAUUGAUACUGAGUGUGAGUGAGGAUCAGGAUAUACACCUAGGCUCAGAGUGAUGGUCAGCAGUUACAGUGAGUGUGAAUCAGCAGACACACUACAUCAGCCAUAGACAAACUUCAGCACUGCAGAUGUUUUGGAGUGUACCUCCCAUGAUGCUUUGCCAGCAUUAUGGGGGAUGUAGUCCACAACAUCUGUAGUGCCAAAGUUUGCCUAUCCCUGCACUACAUUCUGAUUACAUGUCAUGUACAUAUAUAUUGAGUGAGGAAGAGCACCCACACUACACUCAGACUUCAUGCACUGUACCAAAUAGACGUUAUGCAUUACAUAGUGUGUAGUGAAAUGGGUACUGAGGGAUCGCCCUGCAGCCAUUUGAGUUACUGUGCAUUUUUCUUUACCCAUCUGUAGAGUUAUUCACUAUAGUGAAAUUAGUCAAGAAUUCAAAGUUCAUUUUUCAUUUAAGGCCAAAUAGUGGAACUUCUCAGAGUCAGGUCUGCUUCCAGUUCAUCUACUUUGUCCUGACAUUUAAAAAACAAGUGAAUAACCCUGAUGGUGUUAGUGGAUCAUGGCUCAUCUUACUGGCAAUAAGAUGGUUGUGUAAUGUCCAUGCUCCUGCAAUAAGUGUCCAGACUACACCCCAUGUACACCCCUGCUUAACCAACAAAUGUACAACAAUAAAUGUACAAUGAUAUACUUUGCACGUUCGGAAUCUUUAUUAAUAGCCACGUGUUCUCUGUGGCAUGUACAAUAUUUCCUAUAGAUUUAUAUAGCACAGAGAAGGAGGAUUUACUAAUUUAACUAUUGUUUCUGAUCUCCCACUAGACAGCCACCAUGCCUGGGUGUGAAAAUAUCCAGUUAGACUUUCCGCACUAUAGCUCAGUGCUCCUGGACACCCUGAACAAACAGCGCCUGGAGGGGAAGUUUUGCGAUCUGUCUGUCCAUGUUCAAGGUCGGGUCUUUCGAGCACACAAGACAGUGCUGGCUGCAUCUUCGCCAUAUUUUCAUGAUAAGCUUCUCCUGAAUGACACCAGCUGCCUGGUUCUCCCAAAUGUCAUUCAGCCUGAUGCCUUUGAGAAUCUCUUACAUCUGAUCUAUUCUGGAAGGCUGUGCCUGGAUAUGGAGUCUCUUCCUUCUCACCUACUUGUGGCUAGUGGUCUGCAGAUGUGGCAAGUGGUAGAUCGGUGUUCAGAGCUGUUAAAGGAAAGAGAGCCACGUUCACAACAGUCGUGGUCAAGUCGUGCCAGUGAGAGCCAGUCGCCCAGUAGCAGUUUCCAGCCUCCAAGAGAUGAUCCUGCUCCACCAGUACCACUAUCACUGGGAUGCUCAGACGAUGAAGAAGUGAUAAAGGUGCGUGUAUCGGAGGAGGAAGAGGAAGAAGAGGAGGAGGAUGACAGUAACAGUGGAAGAAAUGUUUUAGAAGAAGUGAUCCCUGCAGGUUGCUCCUACUCUAUUCCUUCCUCAUCCUCUCCAGGAAGCCCUAAAGUGUUCUACAUUAAGCAAGAACGAGCUGAGGAGGACAACUUUUUAAAGGGGUUUGAGGUGACGGAAGUGCAGCCCGAUUACUCUACAGAACUGAGUUUUGUUCUUCCUCCCACAUCAUCUUCCUCUGAUGUUUCUCUCUGCCUGCCUCGGAAAAUGCAUGGCGUCUCUGAUCCCCAAUCCUACACUUUAUCUAAACCUGUAGACCUGCAUGGUAAUGAGAUCAUUGCUCAUGCGCUCCAAGCUCAGACUGUCCAUGCUCCGGUCAAGCUUGUGGCUGCCCCCGAUGGGAAGAAAUUUGGAUGCUUGUGCGGUAAACGCUUUGCUGUGAAGCCUAAACGUGACCGGCACAUCAUGUUGACAUUCAGUCUGCGCCCAUUUGGUUGCUCGGUCUGCAACAAGAAAUUCAAAUUGAAACAUCAUCUGACUGAGCACAUGAAGACCCAUGGAGGGAACCUUUAUUCUUGUGAAGACUGUGGCCGCAAAUUCAGGGUUGAGAGCUGCUUUCAGAAGCACAAGGAAGUUUGUAAAGGGCAGAGGUGGGCAGGGGCCUGUUGGACCUACAAAUAAAUAUCAUAUUCUUGGACUCUUUACAAAGAACUGCUCAACAAGGGCCUUGUUAUAAAGACACUAGUUUGGAGCAUAUGAUAGCCAUUCGUCUGGAUGUUGCCAGAGACUAAAUCAUCUGAAUUCUUUUACCAGGAGACUUUAAUAGAUACUCCUCACUUUUCCCUGGAUUCGUUCUAAAGAGCUGUGUGUGGCAGUGCAUGCCUGAGUCUGCCAAACAAGUAAAUUGAGAGCUCUACAAAUAUUGUCUAUCUUGCUGUGAUACGUUUUGUCUACAUACUAUACAAUGCUAUGAUAUCAUAAAGCUCUGCUGGUCUCUACUGUAUUAGAACAUGCAGGGAUGAUCAUGGAACACGUGCUCUGCCUGAAUUCUUUACCAGACAAGACUUGCACCUUGCUGGAUUCAUCCCCUUAAAUUCUGUGGCCAGAGAUUUGACUUUGGGCUAAAUUUAGACUUGGAUCAACAACACAUGCCUUUCCCCCUAAAUAUUCUCAUUUACCCCUUGAUACGUUUUGCAGGUCUCUCAAGCACUAAAUGGUUAAGUCCUACUGUUAAGAGUCAAAAGGGAUAUGGCAGCCUCUGUAUAUACACAUUUACCUAUAUGCAUCCUCUGUGUGCUGAACAUAAACAGAUGAGUAGUGGUUUGUUGGACAAGGAGUGAUAGUAGCACUGCGUGUAUCUGCAAUAAUGUAAUCUGCUCUUUUUCUUAUGUCAAUGUUAGAGUGGAGACUGUCAUUUUGGGUAGUUUAUCAUGUACCCGCUUGGUGGAUUAGAGGGUUUGUGGUUUUGUUUUUAUUUUUUUAAACUAAAAGUCCAUCUCAGAACAGUAUUUUAGUGAUCGGUUUAAGAAAGGACAGUUUGUUUUAUUUAUUUAGUUUGUUGAAUUCUGAAAAGGAUUCUGUUAAUUUUAAACUGUAAUAUAAAUUUGUUGUUAACAAGUGAUUAACCCUCUAAGGGCAAGAGGACGCAAUGUGUGCGCAAAACUUAAAGAAAGCAGAGGAUUUGAAAGGGUUUAUACAUUAAAUAAUGAAUUGGGAACUGAAUUGAAGAAGCAGGAAAAAAGUGAAGUUGAAAAAUGAUUCCUAUUAUCCAUCAAGGAGGACCAUAAAUAACCCAGGAUGUAUAAAAUAAAACAAAUGGCAUGGAUAUUUUAAACUGUAAAUUUAAAUGAAUCUAUUUGGGUUGAAAAGCUUAAUUACCUUAGUUAAUUUCGCCACACUUAAAGGAACUCUAUAGCUUUAGAAAUACAAAUAUAUAUUCUUAUUGCUAUAGUGUUCUACUCACUAUUUAUAUGUUCGCUCACCGAAUGAGUUUUGAGAAAGCGAUUUACUGACCCUAUAUUCUGCAGCGGCCCUGCCUCCCUGAUUUAAACAUCAAUCUUGAUGAUCUCAGGAGACUAGUGCACAUCAAAUCACCACACUGGCAAUCAUAGAGAUGCAUUUAAUGUAUGUCCUGAAAAGCAUUCAAGAUCUCAACCAGGAAGUCUCUUUAGUGGCUGUUUGCGUGACAGCCACUAGAGAAGGAUUUAGACAGCAAUGUAAACAUUGCCUUUUCUCUGAAAAGGCAACGUUUACAAUGCUCGGCCUGCAUGGACAGACUAUAUGCCCCAUUUCGCUUUAGUAAUUCUGCUGAACGUAGUUGUCCCUUUUAAGUGUUUAAACCAGUUGAUAUCCAAGAUGAUGCAACUGUACAUAGUCCAUAUAAAUGUGUCUCAACCCGAGUGAAUGCUCUGUUUGUAUUGUGGUCAGUGCAUCAGGUUAUGGCGAUAACGUUGAAUGGAUCUGGUCACCUAAAACACGUCAUUCAGUUACUAUAGACUUAAUUUAUAUAUUUGAAUUCCAACAGGUUUCAGUGUAACUCCAUGUAAAAUUGUUCCGUGUUCGACAACAUAUUCUGCAGUGUUGUAACAGGUUAUAACAGAUUAAUGACCCUGUCUGAUAUCUUUUAGGUGACUGCUUCGUGAAUAUGUUCUGUACGGUGCUUACAAACAGACUACAGAAGUUUGAAUUUGAAACUUUUCAAACUAUCAUUUUCUCCGAAAGUGCACUGAUUUGUUUUCAGUUUACUGUUAAGAGAACCUGUAACCUGCUCUAAGUUCACUGUACAAACACGAGACCUCUAAUAUUGAAUGUGUUUGUGCAUAGAGGCUCUGCGAUCGCGUAGUACAUUGCUCCUUUUGACAUGUAAUGUUGAUCACAAUAAUAAUUUUAACCUAAUUGUGCUGAUUGUUUUAUUGGAUUGGACGGUUUGUGGGCCAUUCAGCUGCUUUUGACUCCUACUACCAUAACUAUUAUUGGUCCAAGAAUGUUAGGAUUUAUUGUGCUGGAUGGCUCAUUGCUUUUCUAAACCGGACUUCAAAAACAAGUUCUGGUACUCCACCAAAUACAUUCAAGCUAAAUUAGCAAAUAUAUAAAUGGGCAAAGCUGCCAUUUAAAAACUGAAAUCUUUACAAAACUGACAGCGUCUCUGUAACUGUUUUUUGGUGUGGACUAAGGUGUGAUGGUCAAUUCAUCAAAUGUCUUUAAUGCUCUCAGAUUAUAAUGACGUAAUAGAGCGCCACCCAUCCCAAUGAAACACAGAGCUCAUUGCAUCAUUCACAUUUAUGAUCUUUAAUAGUCACCCUCCACGUGUCUAGCACUCAUGUGAUCAGUCUAAAUGUGUAGAGUUCUGUUGUCUGGAAUAAAGGUGUCAAUUUACUGGUGUGUGUCCUUAUUAAAGCGCUAGGUUCCUUGUGCGCACACUAAAGAUAUGACAAAAUAGGUUUCUACAAUAGUGGAAACAACUGUGUGUUACAGUUAUUAAAGUGGACAGUGCAAAACCCAUCAUUCAUCAAUUUCCUGCUGAAGCUACACACAUUGCCUCCAAAUAUUGGCACAGGGCUGUGAUACAGUGGCACGCUCCCAAAAUCAGUCUCCUAUGCUAAAGUCCAUAUACAGUGACAUAAGGUAUGCCAAUGUUAAAACCCUAUAAACACAAACAUUUCGGAUGGUGUGCGCCAUCUGGUGACUUUUUGUGAAUAUUACAGAGACUGCUGUAGGAUUUUGUUUGAAUGUUCUGUAUAGUUAAUACCAUUUUGAUAUUCCUGAUUACAGCAAGAAAAUGCUCACGUUGUGUGUGGCUUUCAGCAGCUGAAGCCAAAUAUAUUUUUGUACAAAGUCAUGUCAGAUACAAGGUAUGAAAAGUCGCAGUUAAAGAAAGAAGGUAUAUUCAUAAAAAAUCUGGGUUUACAGUUAUAUAAUAAUUUGCAAUUUUUCUCCCUGUGAGACUCAAAGCACUUUACAAAUACACAAACAAAGACAUAAAAGUUAGGAAUACUGGAAUGGAAUAUAUUUUAAAAUAUGCUUUGUUUCAAAGAUUACAUUUUUGAAGAUAGUUUUCCUGACUAUACGGUUUAGAGCAUAACUCCACUGAGGUUGUAAUAAAAUAAUUGUAGGCAUUCGUUAAGUUACCAUUAGGUAAAAAAAAGAACUCCUCCCUAACUGAAUUACACUCUCGAGGAUAUGUAUUCAUUUCAAAGCAAGCUUUUAAUAUAACAAAACUGUCCUAUGUACAGCACCUCUUAAAAGGGCCACUCCGCUGCGUACAAAAACACUAUCUAGUAGAUAUACUACGAAAUAAUGCGUGCACACAAUACUCCCAGAAGACAAUGCGAAAUAUGAAAAUACAGUUUUGGAUUAUUAAUGUAGUUUAGAUUUCCAGCCUCUGUUUGUGUAGAUCAGUGCGUUGAUAUUGGUUGGUGAGAGUAGAGCUGCAAAUGGCAAUCUCACCCUUUCAUUAUAGACCUUUUUAAAAUUG
Molecule: messenger RNA, 8222 nt
Organism: Pelobates cultripes (western spadefoot toad)
Lineage: Eukaryota; Metazoa; Chordata; Amphibia; Anura; Pelobatidae
Source: the annotation of a GenBank genome assembly